Zychaea mexicana is the source of this 321-nucleotide messenger RNA. RefSeq lists its product as uncharacterized. Bases 1 to 321 code for a protein of 106 amino acids. The transcript has a single exon. The record is from RefSeq and is a predicted model, not a curated record. Lineage: Eukaryota; Fungi; Mucoromycota; Mucoromycetes; Mucorales; Lichtheimiaceae.
AUGUUGCAAGAUCAGUCCAUCCCGAACCUUGUCUCAAAAGCUAUUGUCAGUAAUCCCAACAACACGUAUGUCGCUUCAUUUACAUCGUUUAGUGAUGGUGCAAUUUGUGAUGGUUCGUACUUUUUCGGCAAAUUCCCACCAAUCGUAAUAGAAGUACAGCAAAUCGUCAACGAAAACUUCAUGAGCCGAGCCAUCUGUUAUUGCCUAAAUGUCUAUCAGCAGUUCAAGGAAUAUCUGGUGCUGGUGAUUUACUGUGUCAAAAACGUUGCAUCAAAAUCACUGGCGUCCAAGUUCAUCAGCCACCCUCAAUUUCCAUAUUAG